Messenger RNA from Candida albicans SC5314, 1230 nucleotides. RefSeq lists its product as uncharacterized. Lineage: Eukaryota; Fungi; Ascomycota; Pichiomycetes; Serinales; Debaryomycetaceae. The transcript has a single exon. Gene Ontology annotation, biological process: pyrimidine nucleotide-sugar transmembrane transport. Gene Ontology annotation, cellular component: intracellular membrane-bounded organelle; Golgi membrane. Bases 1 to 1230 code for a protein of 409 amino acids. Gene Ontology annotation, molecular function: pyrimidine nucleotide-sugar transmembrane transporter activity. The record is from RefSeq and is a predicted model, not a curated record.
AUGGGAUUUGGUCUUUAUUUAAUUGUUGCUGGGACUUUAAUCACUGGAGCAGCAAAUUCAUUACUCACAAAAUAUCAAGAUAAUCAAUGUGUUGAUAAUUGUCAUGAUCCUAAUCCUGCUAAUCAUAAAUUAUUUGAACAACCAGGAAUUCAAACUAUGCAAAUGUUUCUUGGUGAAUUAAGUAUGUAUUUAGUAUUUGUGUUUUAUAAAUGGUACAACUAUGAUAAUAAUAAUAAUAAUAAUCGGUACGUUCAACUAAAUGGUGAUGAUGAUGAUGAGAGCGAUCCACUGAGUGUUACCAAACCCCAUGAAACGUCGAUAUUUGAAAAUUUUAAAUUAUCAAUUCCAGCAAUUUGUGAUUUAAGUUGUACUACUUUAUUAAAUAUUGGAUUAGUUUAUACUCCAGUUUCAAUUUAUCAAAUGUCAAGAGGUUCAGUAGUUUUAUUUGUAGCUACAUUAUCCGUACUUUUUCUUAAACGGAAAAUCACUAAAUUAGAAUGGUCAUCAUUAUUUUUAGUUACAUUAGGAAUUGGUCUUGUUGGAUUAAGUGGAUCAAGAAAUACUACACCUGACCCAUCUUCAAAUAUUAAUAAUUCCACUAACCCUAACCCUAACCCUGCAUUGGUUAUAUUUGGAAUUUUUUUAAUUAUAAGUGCUACACUAUUACAAGGUAUUCAAUUUGUUGUUGAAGAACAUAUUCUUGCUAAAAAUCCUAUUAUUCCAUUACAAUUAAUUUAUAUUGAAGGAUUUUAUGGAUUAUCAUUAAUGAUAAUUAUAUCCAUUUUAUUAAAUUUUAUAAUUGGAUCAAUUGAAUCACCCGAAAAUUUCCAAUCUUCACCAUUUAAUUUAUCAUUAGCAAUUUAUCAAGUUUUCCAUAACAAACGGAUAUUAAUUUCUUCAUUAUUAAUUCUGUUAUCAAUUGCUAUUUUCAAUUAUUGUGGACUCUCUAUAACUCAUAGAAUUUCCGCAACGGCAAGAUCAACAGUAGAUACUUGUCGUACAUUAAUAGUUUGGAUUGUUGCUAUGAGUAUGAAAUGGGAAACAUUUCAAUCAUUACAAUUUUGUGGGUUUGUUGUGUUGGUUUUCGGAACUUUAUGUUUUAAUGGAGUUUUAAACCCAGAAAAUUGGGGAUUCAUUCCAAGCUGGUUGAAAAAUGAUGCCAAUGAUUCUUCUCAUGAAAGAUUGAUUGAUGUGGUUGAUGAAAUUGAUGAACCAAUUGAAAGAAUGUAA